AUCUCUGGCAAACACCCAGUCAGUUGUACGGCGGAGUGAGUGACCUGAUAACAGCAAGCUAACAGCCCGGCUAUCUACGAAUCAAAAAGGAUGUUAACUGCACUGGUUAUUGCAAUAAUCCUUAGCAUCCAGCUUGUGUCUGCAAUGCCAGGCACUGAAGAGAAGUGUCUUGAAGGCGUACAUCACAAGAUGUUUCCUUCACCAGAGACAGGCUUUGCGACUUGUUUUCCCUGGCAAAACGAAUCUUGCUGUUCAGCGGAAGUAACUGUGGAUCUGAUGGAACGUGGCGAGAAAGAUAUAUCCCACUUUGACUGGGACUACUGUGGUGGUUUAAGCGAGCAAUGCAAAACCCAUAUUAUGGGCAUGCAAUGUCUAUUCUUUUGCGAUCCAAACCUGGCCAAGUGGGGGGUAUCUGAUGGUGUGGUCGAUGAAGUACCCAUCUGCACUGAUACCUGCAAUGAAAUGUUCGAAGCCUGCAAGAAUGACAAGACUUACUCCGAGAACUGGCUGGAUGACUUCAUUUUGUACCGCAAUUCAAAGGGUCCAAUAAAACCUGACAGACCUUGUCGCACCUUUGCCGAGAUUUUUAAGAAUGGUGAAGGUAUGUGUAACCACAUAUAUGGAAACUGCUACAGGUACGAAAGGUCUUCCAACUGCAUGGUUUUUGAUUUCAAAGGCGAAAACCCGAACAACAAAGUCGUGCCACGUUCUUCUUCGCAUUAAGUCUUUGAAAAACAACGUUAAACAACAGCUAAUGCUAAUAAUAUGUAAUAAUCAUCAGUGACAAAGAGUAUUCCAUAAGGUUUGAGUUCAAAGCUUUUCAUAACUUUUAUUAGAAUAAUAAUAAUGAUAUAAGCCAAAGAAAUGUUAUAAUCAAAUGAAUAAAGGAUGUUACAUUAAUAAACAAUUGAUGUGAAUUCA
Messenger RNA from Actinia tenebrosa (Australian red waratah sea anemone), 921 nucleotides. RefSeq names its product riboflavin-binding protein. Gene Ontology annotation, cellular component: external side of plasma membrane. The record is from RefSeq and is a predicted model, not a curated record. Gene Ontology annotation, molecular function: signaling receptor activity. Lineage: Eukaryota; Metazoa; Cnidaria; Anthozoa; Actiniaria; Actiniidae.